AUGGCCGCCAUCCCGGAUUUCUACCGCUCCCAGAUCGGAGGCCCCUCCGUCAUCAGCUACAGCUACACGGAUUCGCCAUGGAGACUUCUCGCCUACGACACGGCCUGCUGCAUAAUGUACUCGUGGGCCAUGCCGUGGGUCGCCCUGCCGCUGUUCCCCUUCAAGUCGGCCAAGUUUGACGAGCUGUAUCCGACGCUUCCCAACAUCUGGUCCAUCUCGCUCCACCUCUUCAUCGCCGUCGUGCAGCUCGGGUUUCUGGUCUCGGCCCCCGCCGUCUCCACGUGGGUUCCCGCUCGGACUUUUGCCCUCGGCGUCGUCGUCUUCGUUGUGCUCAACACCCUGCUCUGUCGACUGCUCAACGGGCCCGCCGAGACGUUCCAUUCGGACGAGAAAUACGCCAAACCCCGUCCGGAGCAUUCCCAUGAGCAGUGGGUAUUCAUCAACGGCGUUGCGGUCGGGAAGCAUUGGAUGAAGCUGAACCUGAACCGCAUCGCCGUCACUUUUGGUCGUCCCGUCCUCGGAAUCCAUAAUAAGACAGCAGGCAUGAUCUUCGAUGUCUGGGAGUGCCUGGUCCAGCGCAACUUUGGCUACGCUACGAGCGACGUCCGCGCCACCUACAAGGUGCUCAAGGAGCUGCUGUAUAACCCGGAGAAGACAAAGGUGGUGCUCAUCCUGCACUCGCAGGGCGCCAUCGUGGGCGGCAUGUGCCUCGACUGGCUGCUCCAGGAGAUACCCCAGGACAUGCUCUCCAAGAUUGAGGUCUACACCUUUGGCAACGCAGCCAACCACUUCAACAACCCGCACCGCCGUGCCUUCUCUCUCAAGCUGACCGACAGCUGGCCCCGUGUGGCUAUGAGAACGCUCCUGAAGGAGACGAGUGUGGUCGAAUCCCCGACGGCAGCCGACCGCGCUUGUUCCACGGCGGCUGACUUGGGAUCUUGGAACGGCACAGCCGCCCGACCGCCGCCGCACGAUCUGACCCGCGAAUCCUCAGUCAUCUCGUCGUCGGCCGCCCAGGACCGCGCCAUCGGCCACAUCGAGCACUACGCCCACAGCACCGAUUUCGUCGCCAUAUGGGGGAUCCUGCAUUUUGCCACGAAGCACCCGCGCUCGCCGCUGAUCCCCCGCUUCAUGGGCCGCCUAUUCGUCCGCGCCCGCGGCGGCCACCAGCUGUGCCAGCACUACCUGGACGGCAUGUUCCCGCUCAGGCACGACCCGGUGACGGGCGAGCCCACGGGUGCCGACGAGGACAAUGAGUUCAUGGACGAGGUGGUCAAUGUUGGAAAAGAGGGCGACGCGCCCGACAAUAUCCGCGAGGCAUUCGACAUAACGUAUGCCGGCACCGACGGUUUCGGCUCCGGAGAUAUUACCACGCCCGUCGAGGUUCACGGCGUGACGGGGCUAGAGGAUCGCCGGGCCAGCAGGAGCGUCAAGUCCGCGUGA
Molecule: messenger RNA, 1443 nt
Organism: Geosmithia morbida
Lineage: Eukaryota; Fungi; Ascomycota; Sordariomycetes; Hypocreales; Bionectriaceae
Exons: 3
Coding region: 1-1443 (480 amino acids)
Source: RefSeq, a predicted model, not a curated record